CCGGUGGGUCUCUGCUGCUCUUGGUUUUCAAGAAACCCAUCGCCUCGUCUCUCUAUAAUUGACCCCCCACCUAGAAAAGUUGUCAUCUUCAUCGCCGACUUUCCGAGAAAAACCAAUCCUUUCUCGAGAAAAGCUUCCAUGGGGAGGAAAGGGCUGUUCGAUCUCGAGAAGCAUUUCGCCUUCUAUGGGGCGUACCACAGCAACCCGGUCAACAUCCUGAUCCACACCGUGUUCGUCUGGCCGAUCUUCUUCACUUCCCUCGUCCUCUUCUACUUCACUCCCUCGAUCUGCGAGCUGUUGAGCUUUCAGCCCCAGUGUUUCUUGGCGAGACACGGCCUGUUCUUGAAUCUGGGCUUCUUUUUCGCUCUCCUGUACGCGGUGUUCUAUGUGUGCAUGGACAUAAAGGCGGGUUCUUUGGCGGGUUUGCUGUGUAUGGUGUGCUGGGUUGGGGCCAGUUGGCUCGCUAGGCAUCUUGGUUUCUCCCUGGCUUGGAAGGUUGUUCUUGCGGCUCAAUUAGUCUGCUGGACAGGUCAAUUCCUCGGACAUGGCGUAUUUGAGAAACGAGCGCCAGCUCUCUUGGACAAUCUUGUACAAGCCUUUCUAAUGGCUCCUUUCUUUGUUUUGCUUGAGGUUCUUCAAACUGUCUUUGAAUAUGAACCAUACCCAGGGUUUCAUGCUAGUGUAAAAAAGAGAAUAGACGCCGACAUCGCGGAUUGGAAGGAAAAGAAAGAGAAGAAGAUGUCCUGAUUGCGAUGGUGAUGUUCAAAUGUUAUUACUUGUAUGCAACACUGUAAUCAAGUUUGAGCUUUGGACUUCUCCAGGAUUUGUCCAAUUAAUGAUGUACAUUACAAAUAAUCAAGACUCUUUCACCUUAUUUCUCGACUAU
This is a messenger RNA of Syzygium oleosum, 886 nucleotides long. Its product is annotated as 2-hydroxy-palmitic acid dioxygenase mpo1-like. Gene Ontology annotation, biological process: sphingoid catabolic process. Bases 139 to 747 code for a protein of 202 amino acids. The transcript is spliced from 4 exons. Gene Ontology annotation, cellular component: endoplasmic reticulum. The record is from RefSeq and is a predicted model, not a curated record. Lineage: Eukaryota; Viridiplantae; Streptophyta; Magnoliopsida; Myrtales; Myrtaceae.